AUGUAUGUGAAUACUUUGAUACAGUAAUGGUUUACUAUCUGAUUUUAGUGUAUUUAGUGAAUGUCACUUUUUGUCAUUUUCAAAUUUCCCGCCGUUCCGUCCCCAUACGUCCCGACGUCGCAGGGGAUGGAACCCAGAAGACAGAUGCUGGCAUCCGCCGGAGGACAUUACAGGGGACACUGCAGGAGGGACAUCGCAGGAGCGCAAGACAAGGUAAGAGAAGAACAGAUACCGGAGCAGCGCUGCAUGGUAAGCCCGAGCGUAGCUCGGAGUUACCGCUUGUGCUACACUCGGGAAUACCGCCAGGGAGGUUA
Molecule: messenger RNA, 314 nt
Organism: Staurois parvus
Lineage: Eukaryota; Metazoa; Chordata; Amphibia; Anura; Ranidae
Source: the annotation of a GenBank genome assembly